Acinonyx jubatus (cheetah) is the source of this 4048-nucleotide messenger RNA. It is a transcript of the gene BTNL2, whose product is annotated as butyrophilin like 2. Gene Ontology annotation, biological process: T cell receptor signaling pathway; regulation of cytokine production. Lineage: Eukaryota; Metazoa; Chordata; Mammalia; Carnivora; Felidae. The transcript is spliced from 9 exons. Gene Ontology annotation, molecular function: signaling receptor binding. Gene Ontology annotation, cellular component: external side of plasma membrane. The record is from RefSeq and is a predicted model, not a curated record. The coding region runs from base 328 to 1791 and encodes 487 amino acids.
CGUCUGAGUUUCACUUUUCCGGGGAUUACAGCUGGUAGGAGGUGAAAAUGCUAUUCUGAUUGCAAUCCAUUUUCAGGGUGGGCCUCCAGGACCCGGCUGUCCCUUGAGCUUGGGUGAAGUGGCACAAAUCCCCCUUCACCCUAAGCCAGGGGUACCCGAGGCCACCUCCAUGCCGUCUGGCUGUCCCUCAGUUCUCCCUCCGGUCAGCACCCCAGGACCCUGACCUGCCUUUGGACACCUGCACGUGGAUGAAGGGUACACCUGAGACCAACUGAGAAGACCCAGCAGCCCCCAGUCUCACCCUGAAGGAGAAAAGAGACACGGAGAAUGGUGGAUUUUCCAGGAUACAGUCUGUCUGGUGUGGUUGCCUCUUUCUUCUUCGUACUGUUCACCAUGAGGCAGCCAGAUAGCUGGAGAGUGAUUGGUCCUGCACAUCCUAUACUGGCUAGGAUUGGGGAAGAUGCUCUACUCACCUGUCAAAUCCUUCCCAAGAGGGCCAUGAUGCCCACAAAGAUGACAUGGUACCGCUCAGAUCCCAACGCAGUUGUGUUUGCACAGUGGGAUGGAGCUGAUGUGACUGAGAUGCAAAUGGAGGAGUACAGAGAAAGGGUAGAGUGGAUAAAGGAUGAUGUUCCUGAGGGAAGUGUGACUCUGAAGAUAAACAACAUUCGACCAUCUGAUAAUGGGCAAUACUGGUGCUGCUUCGAAGAGAAGAACUAUUAUGAAGAAACAAGCUUGUUGCUUGAAGUAGCAGGUGUGGGAUCUUCCCCUUACAUCCACAUGGAGGGACCUAUAGAAAGUGGAGUCCAGCUUGUGUGCACUGCAAAAGGCUGGUUCCCAGAGCCCCAGGUCUAUUGGGAAGAUGCCACAGGAAAGAAGUUGCUGUCUGUCUCUGAGCAUUCCAUCCAAGAUGAGAACGGCCUGUUCUAUGUGGAAGCCACUCUUGUGGUGAGGAAUGCCUCUUUGGAGACCAUGUCCUGCUUCAUCCACAACCCUAUCCUCAAUGAGGAGAAGAGCUCAGUCAUCUCCAUUCCAGAGAAACUCCAGAAUGAGCUAGCUUCUUUAAAAGUGAUUGGACCUUCCCAGCCCAUCCUUGUCAGAGUGGGAGAAGACAUACAACUAACCUGUUGUCUGUCCCCCAAGACUAAUGCACAAAGCAUGGAGGUGAGGUGGCUCCAAUCACACCAUUAUCCUGCUGUUUAUGUGUAUGCGGAUGGGGAACAUGUGACUGAAGAGCAGAUGACAGAAUAUAGAGGGAGGACAGUCUUGGUGAGUGAUGCCAUCAAUGAGGGGAGACUGACCCUGCAGAUACACAACGCCACAACGUCAGAUAAUGGGCAGUACCGGUGCCGUUUUGAAAAAGAUGGUGUCUACCAGGAGGCCAGUUUGGAUCUGAAGAUAGUAGGUCUAGGUUCUUCCCCGCUGAUUACCAUAAUAGGACAGAAGGAUGGAGAAAUAGAGUUGAUGUGCAGUUCAGAAGGGUGGUUCCCACAGCCCCAUGUGCAGUGGAAGGACAUGGAAGCAAAGAUAAUACCAUCAUUUUCAGAGGUUCUGACUCAAGGAAGUCAUGGGCUUUUCCAUGUGAAGACAUCUCUAUUGGUCACAAACAGCUUUAUUGUGAAUGUAACCUGCUCCAUUAGCAACCCCCUUCUUGGUGAGGAGAAAAUGGCAACUUUUUCUCUCUCAGAGUCCAUGAUGACUUUUUCAUGGAAGACAGUGCUUAUUUGUGGAUUGCUUCUUGCUGCAGCUGUAGGCCUGGUCAUAAGGAAGAGGUAUAAAAAAGCUGCUUGAAAGAUUUCACGCCAUCGUCAAGCUACCAAAUCAAGAUGCUUUAAUGUCAGUCUGGCUUCAAAUCUGAUCUGGAGACUGAUCCUUCAGAGAACUAUCCUCUCCCAAGCUGUCUGAUAUCCUGCCACUCAUCACAACCUGAUAUGUGAUGACCAAAGAUUCUUAGAAAAUCCAACGGGAAAUGCAAUUAGGCCUAUAGGAGGAAAUGCAAGGAAUUAUUAUUUGAUAUGUUCCUUUACGAAGGUGACAAUUUUCCAAGUGGGGCUAAGUAAAUGAAAAAUACUGUUGAAAAGAGUAAGAGAAAAUACAGCUAAAUGGAAAGAGAAAAAUAUGAUAACUGAGAUAUAAUCUUGAAUAUCAUAUGAAAUGUGGAAUUCCUGUUCCAGACUUUUUCAAAAAGUUAAUAGAGAACUUGGAGUGAAAAAAUUUUUCAGAAAUUCUAGUCCAAGACAAAUGCCAUAUGAUUUAAUUUAUGUGUGGAAUCCAAAAGCAAAACAAAUGAAUAAAUAAACAAAAAGCAGAAUCAGAUCUAUGAAUACAGAGAACAAACUGAUGGUUACCAUAGAGAAGGGGUAGGGGUAUGAGCAAAAUGGGUGAAGGGGAGUGGGAGACAUAGGUUUCCAGUUACGGAAUGAAUAAGUACAAAAAUUAAAGGUACACCAUAGGAAAUACAGUCAAUAAUAUUACAAUAGUAUUGUAUGGUGACAUAUGGUGAGCAUAGCAUAAUAUACAGACUUGUUGAAUCACUAUGUUGUAAACCUGAAAUUAAUGUAACAUUGUGUGUCAACUUUCCUCAAAUAAAAAAAAAUUUAAGUAAAAGAAAUUCUAGUCCAAGAAAAAAAUUAAUUUCUUUUCAUUGUAUCUAUAUGAGAUGAUAGAUGUUAACUAAACCUAGUGUGGUAAACAUUUCCACAAUAUAUACAAAAUGAAUCAUCAUGCCGUGGACCUUACUCUUAUAUAGUGAUAUAUGUCAAUUAUUUAACAAUAAAAGGAAAAAAAGAGAAAAAAUCAUUGUGUCAUGUAUAUGAAGAUAUCAGUUUUAUUUUUAGAGUAAAAAAGUGCACAAUUAAAAUUUAUAAUUCCAAGAUAAAUAUACAUAAGUGAUAAAUGCAACACAUAGCAAAAUUUUUUUAAAGUCAUAAUGAAUUACAGAAGAGAAGCUACAUGUGGAAGAGGAGAGACUCUGGAAAAGGGAAGAUUUGGAAAAAGUCUUAAAGUCUUCUGAAGUGACAAUGAGGAAUACCUACUAAUGGCACUCUGCUGUUUUUUAGGAUGACAGCCAUCACAGUAAUCACUGUCCUUUGAAAAUCAUUCAUUUGUUGCAUCCUGGAGAGUCUCUUUUGGCUCAUAGUAUUUUUUUCUCUGUUUUUUUUUUUAAGUCAUACAUUUAUGUUUGAAACUAUUAUUCUCCCACUGGUAUUUACACAUUUAUAUUACUUAGUUUUAAAUUUUUCAGUUGUGAAAUACACAUAACACAAAACUUAUUAUUUUAGCCAUUUUAAAGUAUACAAUUCAGUGGUAUUUAUGCCUUCAUAAUUUUGUGCAGCCAUCUUCAGCAUCCAGUUCCAGAAUAUUGUUCCAGAAGAAAACUCUAUAACGAUUAAGCAGUCACUAUCCAUAUUCUCCUCUCCCCAGCCUUUGGAAACCACUAAUCUCACUAAUCUAUUUUCUGUCCCUAUGAAUUUGCCUAUACUAGAUAUUUCAUAUAAAUGGAGUUGUAAAAUAUAUGGAUUUUGUUUUUAGUGCCUGGCUUUUUUUUUUUUUUUUUUUACUUAGCAUAGUGUUUUUAAGGUUCAUCCAUGUUGUAGCAUGUACCAGUACUUCAUUCCUUUUUUCUGUUAAAAAAUUUUAUUUUUUUAAGAGCUGUUUUAGUUUUACUACAAAAUUGAGUGGAAAAUUCAGAGCAUUCUCAUAUCCCUCCUCUCUUUCCUCACAAUUUCCUCUACUAUUAAUACCUUGCACUGGUGUAGUACAUUUGUUACAACAGAUGAAUUGAUAUUGAUGCAUUAUUUCCAACUACAGUUCAUAGGUAGGGUUCACAUCAGGGUUCACUUUUUGUGUUGUACAUUCUGUAGGGUUUGGCCAAUGACUUACCAUUUUUGGUACAUUAAUAUACCCUGAUAUACUCUAUAUUUUGAAUACAAACUUAUUAGUAGAUAUGUUAGUUUUGCCUUAAAAUAUUUUUAAUGUUACUCUAUUUUGAUCUAAUAUAAUUUAAAAUGUUUUCUCUAAUAAAGUCUGAAAGUUAACUAUCCCUUUA